Molecule: messenger RNA, 985 nt
Organism: Corylus avellana
Lineage: Eukaryota; Viridiplantae; Streptophyta; Magnoliopsida; Fagales; Betulaceae
Molecular function (GO): protein binding
Source: RefSeq, a predicted model, not a curated record
AAACCCUUUUUUUAUUUGUAGUUCUUGGCUCAAAGAUCUCAGAAUUCUUCCAUGAAAACCAGAUAAGAUUGCCAACCCAAAAGCUCCAAAAAUAAAACUAAUCUCUACACACUUUUCCACCAGCCCUUCAAUAUUGAAUACGUUUCGUUUUCACCCUCUGUUUCUGUCUCUCUCUCUCUCUGUUAUAUGGGAAAAUCACUUCCUUCGGCGACCAAACUCCAAGAUUUCGCCAAAAUUGUGUCACCGGGCAGAUUCCAAACGCCGAAACGCGCAAAAACCAUAUCGCAAAUCCGAGUCUCGGCCCCGGAAACAGGAAAACCUGGGGCUGUACGGCUCGAAUCGGAGCGAGUGAAGCAGCAAAAGUUGAUGGAGAGCUCGCAGGGGCAGCAGAGUGAGAGCCGGAUGCCGCUGGGGCAGGUUGUCUCCGACUGCGUGAAGCGGUGGUUCCAGGACGCGCUCAAAGAGGCCAAGGCCGGGGAUAGCGGCAUGCAGGUUCUUGUGGGCCAGAUGUACUACAGUGGCUAUGGUGUCCCCAGAGACCCUCAAAAGGGACGCGCUUGGAUGAAUAGAGCUUCUAAAACUAGGGUUUCAGUUUGGAAUGUAAGCGAUAAACACCCAGGUUACAAUGCAAGUGACUCAGAUUCGGAUGAAUCAAAGGGUGAUGCAAAAUAAUGUCAAAUGUGAUCUUCUGUUGGAUUUACCAGUGCAGAAUGAAUCCCUGGGCUGUGAUGAUUCCGGUGCUAACCAGAUUUCCACCACGGAUUGAUUUUGUUGCUGACUUUGCCUCAUUUUUUCUCUCUUUUGUUAGUUAUCUUCUUUAUUUCCUUUCUCGGGGUAUAUUCCUUGUAUGUUGCUGUAUUUAUUACACCUAGACUUAAGGUUGUGUAGAUUUGUAAUACAAAAUUUUCAUUCUAAUGGCUUAUUUUGUUGCUAUGAAAUAUUAAGAUGAAAUUCCUUCUUUUGAAAAUUAUUACACCAUUUGGUG